Messenger RNA from Lineus longissimus, 5276 nucleotides. Its product is annotated as serine/threonine-protein kinase tousled-like 2. Bases 156 to 2384 code for a protein of 742 amino acids. Gene Ontology annotation, cellular component: nucleus. The transcript has 19 exons. Gene Ontology annotation, biological process: chromosome segregation; intracellular signal transduction; peptidyl-serine phosphorylation. Gene Ontology annotation, molecular function: ATP binding; protein serine/threonine kinase activity. The record is from RefSeq and is a predicted model, not a curated record. NCBI's taxonomy places the organism in Eukaryota, Metazoa, Nemertea, Pilidiophora, Heteronemertea, Lineidae.
AACACAACAAAGUUUGCUGCAGAGUCGGACCCUUCAGAAAACGUUGAUUUGAUCCUUUUAGAGCCCACACAUGACUGUAGAUUGGCCCAUCAAUAACAAGACUGAGGCCUUCCGGUGCUGCGUCCCAAUUUUGCUGCCAAACCACGGCGCAUAUUAUGAGUAAACCGACUACAACGGUGUCCAAUUCCUGUGGUUCACCUGCGCCAUCUUGGAAUAUCAGCACGUCUCUUUCGCGGAGUCCUGCUCGGGAAGGGAUGAUGAUGGAUAAUAUUCACCCUGUACAAUUAGACCCGAGAAAACAGGAAUUGCUAGAGGCUAGGAUAUUUGGAGGAAAGUUUCAGAAUAUGAACAGUCAGAGUCAGUCGAGUUGCUAUACAAUCCCACAGAUCCCAGUGUCUGAGAAUUCAAACACGAGUAUUGCGAGCGUGGAGUCCCACAGUGGUGAAGAAGCUAGUACCCCUGAGAAAAGCCGAACACCCUCGGGGAACGAGCGAAAAAGAAAACGAAAAGCAGACGGCGAUAGUGGCAACGGUAAAAAUCACAGAGGAGAAGGUGGAACAAAGAAAAUAAGUGAAUAUUUUAAGUAUCCGCAAUCUCCGCAGCAGCAGACAAUAAAUAUGUUGGGGUUACCAAUAGUGCAACAGACUGUGGUGCAAAACAAUAGCAUGAAUAGUUGUGGUAGUGGAGACUUCACGCGAUUCCUGCAACAACCUGGCCAGUUAGGACACAAACAAUCACAGACGGAGAUCACUGUUGUUCAUUUGAAACAACUGGAAGCCAAAUCUGUGUCAGACUUAGAAAAGAAAGAUAGUACAAUAGAAGAGUUGACGAGGCAAAACGAAGAAAUCCGUCGCCAGUUGACUGCUCAACAAAAAUUAAUAGACAAACAAAAAGAAAACAUAGAAAAGUGUGUAGAAAUGAAUAAAAAGUUGCUUAUAGAAAAGAGUACAUUAGAAAAAAAAGCGACAAGAGAGAAGAGUAUGGAAAAUCGCUUACGACUUGGUCAGUUUGUUACACAAAGGCAAGGUGCUACGUUCGUGGAGAAUUGGACUGAUGGUUAUGCCUUCACAGACUUGAUUAAGCAACAAGAAAAAACAUCGUCCGAACGAGAGGAAAUAGAUCGUCAAAGGAAAUUAUUAGUAAAACGAAAGCCAACCGGUGCAACAGCGGGGAAGGGACGCCGUGAUCAUGACGGAUUCCUUAAACCUGGCCAAGAUAAAAGCCUGACCUUAGUCGAAUUCUUCGAACAGGAUGAAAUUUUGAAGUUACGCCAGGCAUCUCUGAAGAAGGAAGACGUGGACCUGCAGCUAGAAUUAGAAAAGUUAGAAAGGGAGAGAAAUCUCCACAUUAGGGAAUUAAAAAGAAUAGCAAAUGAAGACAAUAGUAGGUUUAAAGAUCAUCCAAUUCUGAAUGAGCGAUAUCUGUUGUUAUGCCUGUUAGGGAAGGGAGGUUUCUCGGAAGUUCACAAGGGUUUUGAUCUGAAGGAGCAGCGGUAUGUAGCAUGUAAAAUCCACCAGUUGAAUAAAGAUUGGAAGGAUGACAAGAAAGCUAAUUAUAUAAAACAUGCAGUUAGAGAGUACAACAUUCACAAACAGCUUGACCACCCUAGAAUUGUCAAAUUAUAUGAUGUAUUCGAAAUAGACAACAACAGUUUUUGUACAGUUCUGCAGUACAGUGAUGGAAAUGACCUCGACUUUUACCUGAAACAAAACAAGACCAUUCCAGAACGUGAGGCCCGGUCGAUCAUUGUGCAGACAAUCAACGCGCUACGAUAUCUAAACGAGAUCAAGCCACCAGUCAUUCACUACGAUCUAAAACCAGGGAACAUUUUACUAGGAUCAGGGAACGCAAGUGGAGAAAUCAAGAUUACUGAUUUUGGUUUAAGUAAAAUAAUGGAGGAGGACAAAUAUCAUCCUGAUAGUGGUAUGGACCUCACUUCACAAGGUGCAGGGACCUACUGGUAUCUACCCCCAGAGUGCUUUCAUGUUGGUAAAAAUCCCCCCAAGAUCUCAUCAAAAGUGGAUGUCUGGUCCGUCGGUGUCAUAUUCUAUCAAUGUUUAUAUGGAAGAAAGCCAUUUGGACAUGACAAGUCACAAGCAGAAAUUUUAGAACACAAUCUAAUAGUUAAUGGUCCGGAAGCGCCGGAGUUCCCUGCCAAGCCUCCAGUUAGUCAGGAGGCAAAGAACUUCAUUAGGAAGUGUUUGGCCAAGAACAAGGAGUUGCGACCAGAUGUGCUUUUACUAGCCAGUGAAGAUUACCUCAAGUCUCCUUCACAAAAAUCUAAACAUUCACAAGAUGCAGUUUCAUCAAACUCCUCCUCCAUGUCCUCGCUACCGCUAAUCCAUUCACCAACGCCAAGUUCCUUCAUGAGUAACGACCGAUGAUACGAGGGGGCACUGCAGUUGUCUUCUAUAUACACAUUCAGACUUUCCAUGUUUGUUAUUAAUUUAUAUAUAAGGUGCAUGGAGCGCGUGUAUACGAUACAAAUGCCAAAUUCGGGAGUGCUUGGAGAAUGAAACCAGUAAGGAGAUCUGCCUGUACAUUUGCACUGCGAAGUGACUUUACCUGAGACCAACUGCUUGCUGGUUCUGCGGAAUAGAAUGUGAGACACGUAUUUCUUGCUAACACAUGUUCUAUGAGACAUACCACAGUCCUUAAAUUCACUGAUGCUGUGAUGGGAGAAGUAACUUUCUAGAUGGGAAAUAUUUGUCAUGUCUGCCAAUGUACUUAAAAUGGAUGGAUACCGUAUCUUUAAAUUUCAAGAAAUCUGUGUUGCCAAUGAAUUUCCAGUAGAGAUGAUGAAAAUUUCCUGUGACAAAGUAUGGAUUGAUUAAGGCGGUUGGCUUUUGGUUCAGGGAUGGUUUCCCUCCUCGGAUGCACAUACGAUCAGCUUAGCAGGCUGUACCUGCCAUCAUAUAACAAAAAACGUUUACCUUUAUGCCAAUUAAAUUGUGCUGGUGUAAUGUGAUACAUAAAAAAUAAUGGACUGAACAAUGAAGAUAUUCGAAUUGUGGCAUACUGUCUCGCAGUGUUUGCACCCACCUAUCCAUGCCACCUAAGUGUCUAUAAAUCUUCGAGUGCCCCAACAUUUGACGAUUUACAAUGAUGGCAGUAAAACAGUGAAGUGAAUACAUGUACAUUUAUAUGUACGUUUUUGCUGUACGUUUGUUAAACUGCAAUACAAGUUCAGAAUUACAUUGUACUUGGAAGUGCAUUUUAAAAAUUUGAAAUUAUGUUCAAUGAAAUCAAGAUGGCUUGACCAUAUAGCUUGAAAUUGGACUGGCUUAGUAAUAGUAUAUUAGUACUCCACUCUAUGAUUGCUAAUUUCAGACUGUUUGCUGUUCAUUUCAUUUUGGAACCAUAUUUCAUUAUUUUGGGUAUUUCAUUUUUUGGGGAAAAAUGUUUUCUGCAAGCACCGCCAGACAAUAUGAAAGGUGUUGAUUGGUUGCAUUUCAAUAAUGCAUUUUUUGAGUGCUCAUCAGUCUAGCAGUGGUUGACUUGUCGACAUGCGGGUAUGAGCAGUGUCACUGCAGGAGUGCAGUGUAGGUGUGAUGAAGCACCAUUUCUGUUUCCAAAUUAGUUGUUUGAAAUGGGUCAUGAUUUCUCUGGAAUUGGAUUUUAAAAAUUCACAGUCCUGAGUUGUGAACCUGAGCGAGUCUUAUAUGUGGCCAGAUUUCUUUCCGGUAACUUCUCAUGUUAUCACCUCGACUUUGUUCAUUGAUAUUGAGUGCUUGUAAAAGUUGGGGGGGGCAAGGGUGUCUUUGUUAUAUGUUAACACUGAUGUAUGCUUUAAGAUCCUGUCUCCCUAUGUUUAUACAUAGCUUUGGGCCUUUACCUUUAUUAAGUCAAGAACACAGAGUAACAACAAAAUUUGUUGAUCACUUUGGAAAAAAGCUGUUAUUUUUACCAACUUUAAAUAAAUCUUGUCAUGGCUCACAUACAUCACCCCUUCGAAGGUCCCACAUCAUCUGUAUCUAAUACUUUGUUAUUUUCAAUCACCAUCUUCAUUACAUAAUAGAAUGAUAUGUCAGGCCAAAAAAUUAAUCGGUUACCUAUGAUAUGGUGUGCUUUACCAUCUUUUUUCCUCCAGUAACUGGUUUCGGUGGUCUAAUCUUAGGUCUGAACUUUUAAUGUCUUGCUUUGCAGUUACCUCUGUUUCAUGGUGCCACUGAUUGGAAAUUGUAUAAAAUUGCCCAGAGUUCUAACUGCAACAUUAGGCAGUCUGGUGGCUUGGAGCACAUUUCUAAUUGCUGUGAUCAGAUGAGAGCUGAAAUAUUGGGGCGGGGGAGGGCACCUGUAUCUAUCAAGACAGGUGCACUGUAAGUUCUAAAAAUGUUCAUAAACGAGAUCUUUUGUCAAAAUGUUUAUAAAUGAGAUCUUCUGUCAGUCUCAUGCGCAAGAGAAAAUAUCCCAAGUAUAAAAAAUAUGAUGUCAAAAAGUUGAUAGGCCUGAGGAAUUUUAUCCGUCUAAUUGUAGGAUUUUGUUGUUUUCAGACAUUGGUUGGGAUGAAAUUUAAUCUUGAGUAAAUUGCAGUGCUGACUUAUCUGUACGUAGUGUAACUCCAUUUAAUGGUAAUGUCGAUCGCUUCAAAAUUUAUCAGCAAUCAAGUUAAAACCAACCAGAUAUUUCAUAUUGGUACAAAUAAAGCAUAAUGCUAGAAAUUUGGCCUUUUCCUUUUUAGCUCACCUCUUAGCAGAGGUGAGCUUAUCCCAUACCGUGGCGUCCGUCGUCCGUCGUCGUUGUCGUCGUCCGUCGUCCGUUAGCAGGGCACGUUUCGUAACUGUUAGAGCUAUUGAGUUGAAACUUGGUACACAUGUACCCUUAUGUAAUGACACCUUGGAGACCAAGUUUCGGUCCGAUUCGUUUCAUGGUUUGGUCAUCAGGGGGCCAAACGUUAAAAGUGAAAAUAUGCAAUAUCUCCCUUAAUAGUAGUCGGGAAAUUUUGAAAAAAAUAUGGUAGGUACUUCUAGCAAAGGUGCAUCAUAUAUCCUCCGGGUUUUUGAUUUGACCUCCUUUUCAAGGUCACAGAGGCCAAAUGGUGUAAAUUGGCCGUUAGGAUGUAACGAUGGCACGUUUCUAAACUGCAAUGACUAUUGAUACCAAAUUUGGUACACAUUUACCCCUUAGUCAGGUGAUCUCAGGGACCGAAGUUUGGUCCAAUAUGAUUCACCACUUGACCACCAGGGGGCAAAAUCCAAAAACCUUAAAAAUGUGAUUAUUCCUUAACUUCUUGCCCGAUUGCCACCAAUUUGAUAUCAUGGGUACAUCUAACCACC